CCCCCUUGGGCUGGGGCUCGUGUGUCCCGCCGGGGCAGCCAUUCUUCCUUUUCUUCAAGCAAUCUCGUUUCUCAAAUACCGCUUCAUACCAACAACCAAGACGAUUGUCGUAAACCUCGAAUGAUACCAUCCUUCCGAGUGUUGCGUCAUAAAGCGGUGAGGGACCCAGGAAAGUUCCAAGCCAUCGAGACCGCCGUCCCGUACAAAUAGACAAAAAGCUCUCUGUCCACCCGCCGUUGGCCCGCUCUCGUUGGGCUGGCUUUUACCCCGACAUUGAAGCGGAUUCAACUUGCCAGCCGCUCCGGACCCCCUUUUUGCUCGGAAGAAUAGCUGCGAACAUCGAUAUCGUCGUCGUGUGCCGUGUCGUCUUUCGAGAAGCGAUGGCGGUGGUGUACAAGUCGGGAGAUCACGCCCCGGGCGAGGACGACUGCGAGGGAUGCCGCAAAAUCCAAGAGGAGCUGACUGGGUUAUCGGUCGGAUCCGAGUCCUCUGAGGAAUAUGAAGAUGAAGACACAAUGCCCUCGGUCAUCGCGCCCUCGGACCUCUCAACGACCCUGAGCGACACGGAGGACUGCCCCCAGGUCGCCCCCGAACUCCUGCACAACCUCAAGCAUGACAGUUCCGUGCUCGCCCUCGCCGUCAGCGCCGAGAACGAACGCAUAUAUGCCGGCACCCAAGAUGGCGAGAUUGUUGUGUGGUCGCUGGCCACCUUCCACCAGGAGCGUAUCGUCCAGGCCCACAAACGCAGCGUCCUAAGCCUGUACCUGACCCCCGACGGCUCCAUGCUGUUCUCGAGCGCCGGCGACCCCAUCAUCAACGUCUGGUGCCCCAAGACCAUGAAGCGCCUGUAUGAGAUCUACAGCACCUACGACGUCGGCGACAUCUUCUCCGUCGCCUACAGCGCCCAGCACGACACCGUCUACGUCGGCGCCCAGAACACCUCGAUCCAAUGGGUCAGCCUGACGGAUCCCAACAACCGCGUGACUCACGACUCGUCCCAGCAUCCUGACCGCCGGAACCACCGUUUCUUUGACUCGCGAGCCGUCGGUGGCACCUCGACCCCGCGCCGCAACGACGAAAGAUGGACCCUGAUUCCGCGCUCCGAGAAGGUUAUCGAGAUACACCCGGGCGCUCUGCAGAUGUUCGCUCACUACGGCUACGUCUACUCGAUGCUCAUGGCCAAGGGCCCGACUGUUCUGGUGGAACCCGAUGAGGAGGUGCUUAUUUCGGGCGGAGGCGACGGCACCAUCAAGCUUUGGAAGCUGGGCGCCGAAGGAGACGACCAGGCGGCCGAAAAUGACCGUGAGCCGGGCUUGCAGGAGCUCAUGUCGCUUGGCGCCGAUGACGCCGAAUCCGUCAUGUCUCUUGCCAUUGACGGCUCGUUUCUGUACGCCGGCAAGCUUCAGGGGGUUAUCGAGCUGUGGGACCUCGACACGGAAUCCAAGCUGAGGGUGAUCAAGGGGCACAGGGGAGACGUCAUGACUCUGCAAAUGGGCUGGGGCUACCUUCUCAGUGCUUCGCGGUCUGGUUCUGCGAGCAAACACACGACCGCUCACUAUGGAAAAUACCAAGACAAACGAGUUGCCAACAUCAGCCAAAAGUACCAGUGUGUCGCACGCUGGAAGGCACAUGAGGGCAAGGUCCUGUCGUCAGCAGUGACGACCUACAACAACAGACAGUACUACAUCACGGGCGCCAAUGAUGACGAUGUCGCUAUCUGGCACAUUGACUGCUCGUCUCUCGAGGAGCAGAAGGAAGUGGACGAGGCCAACGACGUGAUGAUCAAGACCCUCGGAGAGUUUGUGUCAUACCGGACUGUGUCGUCGCGUCCCGAGUUCGCCGAGGACUGUCGGCGAGGGGCGACAUUUCUCGGGUCGUUGUUCAAGAGGCUCGGAGGCCAUGUCGAGAUGCUGAGCACGGAGAGCAGCCCGCACAACCCAGUCGUCCUGGCCAAAUUCGACGGUACGCUCGAGCCGGCCGAGAAGAGGAAGAAGAUUCUCUUCUAUGGCCAUUACGAUGUCGUUCCAGCCGACACCAAAAAGGGCAAGUGGGAGACGGAUCCCUUCCAAAUGAAGGGCAUCAACGGGUAUCUGUACGGCAGAGGUGUCAGUGAUAACAAGGGGCCGAUCAUGGCCGCGCUGUAUGCAGUGACGGACCUGCUGCAGGCGAAGAAACUUGCCAACGACAUCAUCUUCCUGAUCGAGGGCGAGGAGGAAUCGGCGUCUCGCGGUUUCAGAGAGAUUGUCCGCAAGAAUAAGGACCUGAUUGGCGAUGUCGACUACAUCCUCCUGGCCAACAGUUACUGGCUCGACGAUGAGGUUCCAUGUCUCACUUACGGACUGCGCGGCGUUCUGCAUGCCACCGUCUGCGUUGACUCUCACCUGCCGGACCAGCAUUCCGGCGUGGACGGCUCCUACAUGAACGACGAGCCUCUAUCCGAUCUCACCUCGACGCUGUCGAAGCUGAAGGGCCCAGGUAACAAGGUGCUCAUCCCCGGAUUUUAUGACGACAUCUUCCCGGUCACAGCCGAGGAGGAGACACGCUACGACGACAUCGCGUCAACGCUGAUGCGGCAGAACCCAGAAAAGGGACCCGCCGACAAGCUCAAGGGCGCGUUGAUGGCCCGCUGGAGAGAGCCUAACCUGACGAUUCAUCGAUACAAGGUGUCCGGGCCCGACGGCAGCCUGGUGAGCAGCCACGCGAGCGCCAACAUCAGCCUGCGCCUCGUGCCAGGCCAGGAGGUCAAUGACGUGAUUGCGUCGCUGAACUCGUACCUCGAGAGCGAGUUCGCGACGCUCGAGUCCAAGAACUCGCUGACCAUCAAAGUCGAUAAUAAGGCGGAGCCCUGGCUCGGUGACCCAACCAACGCCAUCUUCCAGACACUCGAGGAGGCCAUCAUACAGGCCUGGUCUUCCGUCUUCGAGGGCGGAGCGGCCGAGGACGGCGCCGAGAGGACGGCAGCAGAGACGAAGGAGAAGAAGCCGAAGAAGCCGUUGUACAUUCGCGAGGGCGGCUCGAUCCCUGCGAUCCGGUUCCUCGAGAAAGAGUUUAGCGCACCUGCUGCUCACCUCCCCUGCGGACAGGCGAGCGACUCUGCCCACCUGGACAACGAACGUCUCAGAGUGCUGAACUUGGUGAAGAGUAGGGAGAUUAUCGGGUCUCUAUUCGCCCGCCUGUAGCUUGCAGAGAGAGAGAGAGAGAGAGAGAGAGAGAGAGAGAGAGAGAGAGAAACGAUAGGGAUGGAUGCAUUUGUUGGUGUUUCUUCAUCGGCUGGUGAUAACGGCGUUCCGGAGAGGGGAGCAUAAAACAAAGCACGGCUCAUUUGAGGAUCUGCUUCAAAAAAGUAGAGAUGGAUACCCAAAAAAUCAAAAGUAUUUACUAGACU
Molecule: messenger RNA, 3385 nt
Organism: Colletotrichum destructivum
Lineage: Eukaryota; Fungi; Ascomycota; Sordariomycetes; Glomerellales; Glomerellaceae
Product: Putative peptidase M20, WD40/YVTN repeat-like-containing domain superfamily
Exons: 3
Coding region: 381-3179 (932 amino acids)
Biological process (GO): glutathione catabolic process; proteolysis
Molecular function (GO): peptidase activity; protein binding
Source: RefSeq, a predicted model, not a curated record